This is a messenger RNA of Athalia rosae (coleseed sawfly), 2780 nucleotides long. RefSeq lists its product as uncharacterized. The transcript has a single exon. Bases 138 to 2084 code for a protein of 648 amino acids. Lineage: Eukaryota; Metazoa; Arthropoda; Insecta; Hymenoptera; Athaliidae. The record is from RefSeq and is a predicted model, not a curated record.
ACCUAACCUGUACGGAACGAUCACGAGACUACGGAUAAAGCUAAACGAUGUUAUUGAUGGAACUUACAAGUGUCAACGGUGAUUCCUUUCGAGUUUCCGAAACAGAACCCUGAAAAAGAUUUCGAAAACCUUCUGCAAUGCCGCACCCGUGCGUAGUUUGCGGUCGGUCCCGGAUGAACCCCAACAAUAGAGAGGAAGAAUACAUGUUUUUUGGUUUUCCUGUAAACGACGAAACCCGGUGUAGAAGGUGGCUUGAAUUUUGUUGCCGAGAAGAUCUUUACAAACUCACCAAGAAGCAACUGCUCCAGCGGAUGGUAUGCUCAAAGCAUUUUGAACAGAGAGACUUUUUGAAUUCGUACUUUGAUCGACUCAACUGUGCUGCUGUCCCUACAAUAUAUGACCCUAAACAGUCCCUCUAUAAUAUUACUUGCGUUUUGUGUGGCAGAUCUCGCAGAGAUCCUCCUAGCCUUACCUAUGAUGGAGCUUCCUUCCAUCAUUUUCCAGGGGAAGAGUUCAGGUGCUUAAAAUGGCUUGACUUUGUUGGAGUUGACUCGUACUACAGGCUCACUAGAAAAGAGAUUCUCUACUGCUACAUCUGUUCCAAGCACUUUGAUCGAUCUCAGUUCAUGAAAGGAUACCGUUGCCGGCUAUCUGACAAUGCUGUUCCAAACAUAAGAUAUCCUGAUCAAACUGACAGAUCUGAACCUUACAUGAUAGAACUCAUCCCGGAACCUAAAUUAUUUCAUUACUUGGAUAAAUCCAAGAAGCCAGAACCACUGCCCCUCGUUGUUCGUGAGAGUCAAGCUUGUGCAGCUUGCGGGCGUUCCAGAUCUGACCCCAAAAAUAAAGUGGAUCGAUACAAGUUUCACCCAUUUCCUGCCUAUGAAAUUGGCCGCUGCUUGAGAUGGUGUCAAUUCCUUGGGAGAGAAGACUUGCUCAAAAUGUCCCCGAACCAAAUAAGAAAGCUGGUCUUAUGUUCUAAACAUUUUCAAAGCGGCCAGAGCUUUCAUCGUGUUGGCCCUUGUGACGCUGUUCCUACAAUACGAGAUGUUCCGGAGCCAGACCGAACCGAACAUCUUUCCAAUAUUCGUUCUGAUCUUGAAAGUAUGGACGAAGAAGAAUGUGCAGUCAUGGCUAGGGGCACCAAAAAACAAAUGAGCCCCAGGCCCUUGGUUUCGAGUAAAAAGCCAAAAAUCGAAAACAAACCUGCCCCUUUGGCAAAGAAACGUGGAAAAUCUAGGAGGCCAACUCUGAUAAAUAUUCCGAGACCAGAUCCAAAGAACAUCGAGAACAGAAUUAUCAGGAAACUUCCUUUGCCUCCGAAUAAUAACUGGAAAGUAUUUCAGGCGGGUACCAUGCAGCCGAUAACCAUCGCUAAUAAUUUAUCUGGUUCUACAGCUGAUGGGAAGAAAGUGAUCCUUCCUUUCACUGGCGAUUUAACUAAUUUGGGAACGCCAAUUCCUGUGCAUAGCCUGUCGAGUAUCCCGCCUGGUUUAUUAAUUAAAAUAAAUCUUCCUGAUCAUGGGAAUAAGCAAGUAUCAGCUGCACGCAAUCAGGAAGAUAGCAAAAGCCAGAAUUUAUCAACCGUUACAACACUGAACAACCUGCAAUUUGUUCAAUGCACUCCACUCAGUGUUAAAAAUGGACAGAAUCCCACCAUUGUACAGAAUUCGAGUCGUCAAGAAUUUAACGAACAAACGGAGCAAAAUUUCACUGAAUUCCUAUCAUUUUCUCCAGAACCUGAAGAGACUGUGAAUUAUGAAGAACUGGAAGUUCAGGAUGAGGCGAUUUUGCCACAUGAGUUGCAAGAUCAGAAUGAGCAGGUUCUGGAUAUCGAAGAAGCAAAUGUCAAAGAAGAAUAUUACUACGAGGAAGCGCAGGACCAAGAACCAGAGUACGUACAGAGAAAAAAGGUCAGGCAGAGAAGAAAGCUAUCUGCACUUGCACGGAAGACUCUUCUACCAUUGAAAAGUGAGAUCAGAUGGUUCCUGCGUAGACUUGCACCACGUAUGCAACGACUUCCAAAAAAAGCUAGGGCACAGUUGAAACUAUCUAUUGUAAAUAUGGUGAUAGAUAAUUUAUAAGGCUAAUUCUUUUUCAUUUAUUAUCAUCUGUUGAAAAAAUAUUGCAUUGAGUUUCCAAAAAUGCGAUGCACUUGCAAGCGUAGCUAAAAUUUGAAGUUAAAGGAUCAGAUUGGUUAAUUUGACUCACAGUUCAUUAGGAAGAAUAGAAUUAUGUUCUUUGACUACCACGUCGAUUCAGUUUGAGAGAUUUGGAGCUGAAUAAUUUUGCAAUAAAUCAGGGUUGAGAGGCAAAUUGAUUUGCUUUGAUUUAAAUAUUGUAAAUACUUGUGGCAAAUCAAUCGAUGCAAGACGGCUGGAUGAUUUCGAAACCUUAGCCUUCUAACUUUAAGUUAAUUAUGGAAUAACGGAUUCACCUCCGAACUUAAAAUAUUUUUUUAAUUAACUAAGAAAUGUAAAAAGUUAUCAUUAGCUGUAGUUUGUGGUGUCGAAGUUCGUACUUUUUGUUCUAUACCCCCAUCUAAUCUAUAAUAGAUUAAAAUUGUAUAUCCACGUAGCAUUAUAACAUAAAAUAUAUUGAUUGGUUAUCCUACUUUUGCCAAAAUCUGUGUCUCUGACUUUAUCCGGAAUGUUCUCAACAAUUAAACAAAAGACUCAAUUCUUUCUAUAGAAAAUGAGUAUGCAUGCAACUUAUACAAACGAUAACAUAGAAACAAUUCUAAUAUUCGACAAGAAUAAACAUUUUUGUAAAGAAGCAUA